AUGGACAGCGGGAGCCGGGCUGCCACGGUCGGGGACGGUGCAGCCAAUUUCACGGCAUCGAACCUGUGGCUGGAUGUGCUGAACGCGUCGGGCCGGUGGGACGGAGGCAGCAUCCCGGCCGCAGAGCCCCAGGGCGCCGGGCUGGACGAGCAGCAGCACCGGAUCAUCCAGGAGCAGAGCUACCGGGACUUCUCCACCGCCAUCCAGGUGUUCAUCCUCCUGGGCUCGCUGCUCGGAAACGCCACCGUGUUGUGGUGCACCAGCUGCACGAGCGUCUUCAAAUCCGUGACCAAUCGCUUCAUCAAGAACCUGGCAUGCUCCGGUAUCUGUGCCGGCCUGGUGUGCGUCCCCUUCGACGUGGCGCUGGGAGCCAGCCCCCGCUGCUGCUGGUGGCUUCACACGCUGCUGCUCUGCAAGGCCGUCAAGUUCCUGCACAGACUCUUCUGCUCGGCCACCGUGCUCAGCUUCACCGCCAUCGCACUCGACAGAUACUACUCUGUGCUGUACCCGUUAGAGAGGAAGAUCUCAGACGCCAGGUCCAGAGAUCUGGUGAUCUACAUCUGGGUCCAUGCGGUGGUGGCCAGCCUGCCGGUGUUUGCAGUGACCAACGUGACGGAUGUGUACGUCACCUCGUCCUGCUCAGAUGACCACGCCCGCUCGCUGGGCCACAUGGUGUACGUGUUGAUCUACAACGUCACCACAGUGAUCCUCCCGCUCGCCCUGGUCUUCCUCUUCAUGCUGCUGAUCCGCCGAGCGCUCAGUGCCAGCCAGAAGAAGAAGGUGAUCAUCGCGGCGCUGCGGACGCCUCAGAACAGCAUCUCCAUCCCGUACGUGUCCCAGCGAGAGUCCGAGCUACACGCCACCCUGCUGGCUGUGGUGCUUGCCUUCUCCGCCUGCAGCGCCCCCUAUGGGGCUUUGGUGGUUUAUCGCACCAUUUUGGCCGACACCAAGGAGCUGCCCAUCUCACUGUAUCUCACGGCCCUGUGGCUCCCCAAGGUGUCUCUGCUGACCAACCCCCUCUUGUUCCUGACAGUGAACCGCUCAGCGCGUCAGAGCUGGAUGGAACUGCUGGCCAGGAUUCACAGACGUUACAGCCGCCGUAACGUGGUCAGCACCGGGGGUCUGGCCUCUUUAGCGGCAGAGGGCGUGAUCGGGGAACCUCAGGGACUUGACACAGCCGGCCGCUCUGGGAGCCAACUUCUGGAGAUGUUCAACAUUGGCCAGCAGCAGAUCUUCAGACCCUCUGAGGAAGAGGAGGAUGUGGGGAAUGAGAUUCCUUCUCAAGGAUCAGGAAACUGCUCUGGGCCACAAGAGGACGUCAAGAGCCGGUCGAGACUAGGGAGCCUCAGAGGGGAGGGGAUCACCAAAAAGGAGCCUAUGCUGGGCACAGUGGGAGGACUGGUCAUCACCAAAGAGGGCUCUCCUGCAAUCAUAGCCCCACGGAGCUCUCCGGUCCACACCUGUGCUUACGCCUCUUCAUCGCAGGUGGCGCCAGCGACGCCAACAGAAGCUGAGGACUCUUCCCAGUUUGGCUUUGGCCCGUUUGAGCUGCCUCCUCAGUGGUUACCUGAGACCAGGAACAGUAAGAAGAGGCUGCUGCCUCCGCUGGGUAACACCCCCGAGGAGCUGAUCCAGACCAAACUGCCCAGACCUCGGCCUGAGCGCAGAAUCAGCAGAAACAAUAAGGUCAGCACCAUCCCCACUGUGGACCAGUGA
Limanda limanda (common dab) is the source of this 1716-nucleotide messenger RNA. It is a transcript of the gene gpr176, whose product is annotated as G protein-coupled receptor 176. The coding region runs from base 1 to 1716 and encodes 571 amino acids. Lineage: Eukaryota; Metazoa; Chordata; Actinopteri; Pleuronectiformes; Pleuronectidae. Gene Ontology annotation, molecular function: G protein-coupled receptor activity. The transcript has 3 exons. Gene Ontology annotation, cellular component: plasma membrane. The record is from RefSeq and is a predicted model, not a curated record. Gene Ontology annotation, biological process: G protein-coupled receptor signaling pathway.